CUUUUCCCUCCGCCAUUUAAAGUCUUUUUAAAUAAAAUAUAUGUAUAUAUAUAGACUAGGGUUUCUGAUACUUUAACCAUCGGAUUCAAGACUUUUAAACUGGGGACUGCAUUUGGUUUAUUGGGUGAGGAGUAAAGAUUAGAUCUAGAUCUUCUUUCGUUGCAUGCUUUUGUUUUGAGGUCAUCUAAUUGAACCACUCAUCACAAUGGCCGCUACUUCUUACCCUGGACCCGUUCAGGUUGGUUCAUACUUCGUUGGACAAUACUAUCUGGUACUUCAGCAGCAACCUGAUCUAGUUCAUCAGUUUUACUCAGAGAACAGUACCGUGGUUCGGGUUGAUGGCGAUUCCUCCGAAUCUGCUUCUUCCAUGCUGCAAAUUCAUACCUUGGUCACUUCACUAACUUUUACUGCAAUCGAGAUCAAGACGAUUAAUUCUCUUGAUUCCUGGAAUGGAGGUGUUCUGGUGAUGGUUUCUGGUUCUGUUAAAAUCAAGGAUUUCAGUGGGAGAAGGAAAUUUGUGCAAACCUUUUUCCUCGCCCCUCAAGAGAAGGGUUACUUUGUUCUUAGUGAUAUAUUACAGUUUAUUGAUGAUGAAAUGACUUCAAAACAUCCAGCCUCCUCAUUACAAGAAAACAAGCAUGAUUCUCAACUAAAUCUAUCAAGCACUGCUGCAGAGCCACCCUUUUCUGACUAUGUUUUGGAGGAAGAGGCCAGGGAGUAUGUCAACUCUGUUCAUAUAGAUGAUGAUCCAGUUGAUGAAUAUAGUCUUCCUGAGCAACCGCAGGAAGAAGAUUUUGAAGCUGAAGUUGUGGAAGAGGAAGCUCCUGCUACCCAUCACAGUGUGGUGAGCACUGUGCAAGAGACCCCAGCUAUGCCUUUGGAGGAGCCUGUUGGAGAGGCUCCAAGAAAAACAUAUGCCUCUAUUUUGCGUGUUCCAAAGGAGCAAUCCAUUUCAUCUGUUCAACCUCGACCAUCUUAUAAUAAGACUCCCCGGAGUACUUCAGAUUGGGAACAUAUACCAGAGCCUGCUAGUCAACAGUCACAUCAUGCUUGGGCAGAUGUGCGUGAAUCUACAGCAGAGAAAGCUGUGGAGGAAGGCUUGGUUUCUGAAGAAGAUGAAUAUACUGGUGAAUACAAAUCUGUCUAUGUGAGAAAUUUGCCCUCUACUGUUACUGCUACUGAAAUUGAGCAGGAGUUCAAGAAUUUUGGCAGAAUCAAGCUUGAUGGUGUGUUUAUCCGGAACCGCAAGGAUGUUGUUGGUGUUUGCUAUGCUUUUGUUGAGUUUGAAGACAUUUGUGCUGUUCAGAAUGCAAUCAAGGCAUCUCCUAUACCAUUGGGGGGAAGACAAGUCUACAUUGAGGAGCGCAGACCAAAUAGCAGCAGUAUACGUGGAGGAAGAAGGGGAAGAGGUAGAGGCAGUUAUACACCCGAGGCCUCGAGAGGUCGCUUUGGUUCUCGUAGCUCGGGUAGGGGAAACAAUCAAGAAUCUGGCGACUACAGAUCAAGAGGCAACGGUUUGUAUCAGCGAGGUUCUAGGUGAAGUUUUCAAUUUCAACUUCUUGCAUGAAUCUUGGGGGGUGAUUUCUAAUUAGACAUUUCCCAUCAGUGGCUUCAGAAAAUAUGCUUGUACUUCCAGUUUUUUUUUUUUUGCCAGUGUUAUUUCUCAUAAAAGAAUUGUUUGAUGGGUGUAUGGUUUUCUCCUCUUGAAUGCUUUUUAUUAUGCAGUUCAAUUGGAACAUCCUUUUUUAUAUUUUUGAGCUGUUCUAUGCACAACUAGAUUUGUCACACCUAUAUUUUUGAGUGAAAAGAAGUUACAUUUUUAAGU
This is a messenger RNA of Hibiscus syriacus, 1825 nucleotides long. Its product is annotated as nuclear transport factor 2-like. The record is from RefSeq and is a predicted model, not a curated record. The coding region runs from base 206 to 1540 and encodes 444 amino acids. Gene Ontology annotation, molecular function: mRNA binding. Gene Ontology annotation, cellular component: ribonucleoprotein complex; cytosol. NCBI's taxonomy places the organism in Eukaryota, Viridiplantae, Streptophyta, Magnoliopsida, Malvales, Malvaceae. The transcript is spliced from 9 exons.